Vombatus ursinus (common wombat) is the source of this 1747-nucleotide messenger RNA. RefSeq names its product abhydrolase domain containing 12B (gene ABHD12B). The transcript is spliced from 13 exons. The record is from RefSeq and is a predicted model, not a curated record. Lineage: Eukaryota; Metazoa; Chordata; Mammalia; Diprotodontia; Vombatidae. Bases 38 to 1240 code for a protein of 400 amino acids. Gene Ontology annotation, biological process: phosphatidylserine catabolic process; monoacylglycerol catabolic process. Gene Ontology annotation, molecular function: phosphatidylcholine lysophospholipase A1 activity; monoacylglycerol lipase activity. Gene Ontology annotation, cellular component: endoplasmic reticulum membrane.
AGAGGCAGAGCAGGUGCCAAAACAAGACGCAGGGAGUAUGAGAAAAGGAGCUCUGGAGGCUGAAGUGGCGACCCAAGUCCCGAACCCUAGGCCUGGGGGCCGAGUCCAGCCCCAUGAUCGGCCUGGCUAUGUCAGAUCGUGGUUUAUCAUGGUCUCUAAGGCGUUAAGAUCCCUUUCACACUCUGGACCAAGACUCAGAAGAAAGGUGGUCUCUCUGUAUGAAAGCUUUGUUAACAAAUCAUUAAAAGAACAUUUUUUACCACCUAUUAUGGAAAAGGUUAUUUUCUUUAAUUUUUGGAAAGCUCCAUUUCUAGUGGAUUUGAAGAAACCUGCAUCUUGUAUUCCACACACCAUUAAUUUCUAUAUUAAACCUGAAAAUGGAAUAACUUUAGGUGUCUGGCAUAUAGUACCUGAAAGCAGGGGGGAAGAAGCAAAAGGGAAGGACCGGAGUUGGUAUGAGACAGCUCUUCAAGAUGGCAACCCAAUUAUAAUUUGUCUACAUGGUAGUGCAGAAAACAGGGCAUCUCAUCAUAGAAUCAAGCUUUUGAAGGUGCUGAGUGAAGGUGGAUUUCAUGUUCUGGCUAUGGAUUACAGAGGAUUUGGGGAUUCUACAGGUAAGCCCACAGAAGAAGGCCUGACCAGGGAUACCAUUUAUCUCUAUGAUUGGACCAAAGCACGAAGUGGAACUACACCUGUCUGUCUCUGGGGUCAUUCUCUAGGAACAGGAGUUGCAACAAAUGCUGCAAAAACACUGGAAGAAAGAGGGUCCCCAGUGGAUGCAAUCGUUCUAGAAGCUCCAUUUACCAACAUUCGUGAUGCAUUUGCUAAUUAUCCCAUAUUAAAGAUGUACCAUAAACUUCCAGGAUUUGUACGUUUGUUUCUGGAUGCACUAACGGUAGACAAAAUUGUCUUCCCUAAUGAUGAGAAUGUUAAGUUUUUAUCCUCACCUCUUCUGAUCUUACAUGCAGAGGAUGACAAGACUGUGCCUUUAGAAAUAGGCCAAAAGGUAUAUGAAAUUGCCCAUAAUGCAUACAAACACAAAGAAAGAGUGAAGAUGGUUAUUUUUCCUCCUGGUUUCCAACAUAAUUUCAUAUGCAAAGAUCCUAGGUUGGCAAUGAUUGUGAGAUUUCACAGCAGAGAGGCAGAUCUUCCCAUAGCAGAAGGGCCAAGAAAGUGGCAAGUGUCCUGGCCCUGGAUUCAGGAAGACCCAAGUUUAAAUCUUGCCUCAGGCACUUACUAACUGGGUAACCCUGGGCAAGUCACUUAAUCUUCUCCAACUCCUAUCUCCUACCUGUAAAACAAAGGAGUUGGAUGUCACAUUCUCAUCAACCCCUCUGAUUUUGACUCCAGGAACAUCAUACUACCCCUAGGAUAAGCUCACCACCAGAAAUCUCAUCAUCAUGGAGAAUGCUUUAGCUUGGAUAUGCAACCUACCCUCAAUUGCAUCCCUUCUCUGAUUCCAGGGAUGGAGUUCAGUGUAAAAAACUCCUCUCAAAGUCUCCCUUUAUAGAGGGCUCAGGCUUUUCCAGCCAAGUCUUCAUUUCUCAUCAGUUAUUUUUCUUGAUUUUGACUUAAAAAUAUCAUGCCCCGUGCUGUAUAUACCCUCUGGCAGCACCCCUCACCCCAUUUUGCUUCUUUUUGUGUUUUGUCUUCUCCCAUUAGAUUGUAAGUUCUGUGAGGGCAGAGAUUGUCUUUCUCCUUAUGGAUUUCCAUCCCUAGCACUUUAGCACAGUUCCUGGAACACAGU